Molecule: messenger RNA, 491 nt
Organism: Saprolegnia diclina VS20
Lineage: Eukaryota; Oomycota; Saprolegniomycetes; Saprolegniales; Saprolegniaceae
Exons: 1
Coding region: 26-451 (141 amino acids)
Source: RefSeq, a predicted model, not a curated record
AUUUUCCCUCUCAAGUGCGAGUACGAUGGACAACAACACGAACGUGCUCGCGCAAACCCAAGUCGUUGUCUUUGGUGGAGCGUGCACCGUGUUGCUAGUCGCCGUGUGUCUGACCACGCGCUGGUUCAAAGUAGUACCCGCAAGAGCCUUCGCGACCAACAGCGAAAGCGACGAGACGGUGGUCGAAGCCGCCAUUUUGCACGGCUGGCUACGUUCGUUUCACCACCUCGAUCUCUACGGCCGUCACAUUUACUGCACGAGCUUUGCUAUCAUCUUUGCAGUCGUCGCAUCGUCGUCCGCGACGCCAUGGGUGCCCUACGUGAGCAUGGGCGUAUACCCAGUCGUUGCUGUCCACGCGUGGAAGGUUCUCGCGCACGCGCUCGGCCGCGACGCAGCUCAAAACGAGAUUCAACACUGGGAAAAAGUCCGCAACGCACUCCGUGUACGUUAAGCUAAAUACGAUCUCGAAAGACUUCAAUUUGUUGUAUGCA